AUGGGUGUCCUUAGUAAUGAAGAGGAAAACUUUCACCUUAACAAGAUUUUCUCUCGUGUGCAGCUUGCGCAAUUUAGGCAGCGAAAAGCACAAUCUGAUGGGCAGAAUGCAUCAAAGAAGCAGAAAAGGAAAAAGAAAACAGCAAACAUCAAAGAUGAUGAAUCGUUACAAGAUGGACCUGACAUCGAUCGAUCUCGAGGGGAUGAAACAUCCACAUGCAGCAGCCGAAGAGGAGCAGCUGCUACUGCUGACUUUACUAUAAUCAGGACUUUGCACAGUGGAGAAAUUAUCAAACACAACCAGACUUACACCAUUGAGCCUGAAAGUGAAAUUUCCACUACAGUAGAAGAUUACAGUUCUGAGGUACUGCUUAUUCUCAUUCCUGCAGAAAGACUUUUUGAGAAUUCGAUUCCAAAACAUACGUCGGCAACAAGAAACUUUUGA
Molecule: messenger RNA, 444 nt
Organism: Struthio camelus australis
Lineage: Eukaryota; Metazoa; Chordata; Aves; Struthioniformes; Struthionidae
Source: RefSeq, a predicted model, not a curated record